Messenger RNA from Lolium perenne, 3204 nucleotides. The record is from RefSeq and is a predicted model, not a curated record. NCBI's taxonomy places the organism in Eukaryota, Viridiplantae, Streptophyta, Magnoliopsida, Poales, Poaceae.
AUGCACUACUGCCUCGAUCAAGGGUGGUCUGGAUUUGCCAUUGCUCAUCAGGUCAAGAUCGGCUACUUCAUGACCUUCAAGAUACUGAGGGGCGACGUCUUCAAGGUCACCAUCUUUGACUAUGCCACGACGGAGGAUGUGACCUUCCCUUAUAUGUCAGUGAAUUCUGUGCUUCCGGCUCAGCCACUCUGGUACAUAUCGGUGCAUGAUAGGCACUUCCCUAUUAGGAAUAAGAACACCAUGAUAUGGUUUGCUGCUCUGUCCACCUUUGUGUUGAACUGGGUGUGCGAGUUGGUCAAAGAAGGGAUAACCGGAGUGAAGUUCUUGAGGAAACGUGAUGUGAAAACAAUUGUAGAGGCUGUUUUCAAGUUCAUCGGCCAUGAAGUUGGUGUCGACCAGCUCUACAACCAUCUGAGACACUGGAGAGCAAGGUGGGUUCAUUUAUGCAGGCUAAAAAUGCUUGAUGAGGUGCAUUGGGGGGAGAAGACAUCAUCAAUCAUGAUGGAUGAUGAUGCAUACUAUGCCCACAUCAAGGAUCCUGGAGAUAAGAUAGAAGCCGAGUUUGCCAAGGCUCAAGAAGCUGCUCGCAAGGACAUUGAGAGAGCUUUCAGUGUUUUGCAAGCAAGGGGCGGUGGUGUCCAGCAGUGUCCAAGAGGCGCUGUCAGGGUCGCCUUACCCGGUGCUCAGUCACCUCCUCUCGCUUGCCGGGAUCCGAUCGCGACCCUUUUCUUCCCAGCCGUGGUUCUUCCACCUUCUUCCCGCGCCGCUGGCACCCGGCCGCAACUUUGGGACUUCCUGCCCGUACCAACUCCGGUUUUUGCAGGGCCUGAGGACAUUGGGAGAUUGGAGGCGGCGCCGCCCGUCAGCUACAGUGAAUUGUCAUCUCAGCAGGGACGUGCAUCACCACCCUGGCCGCGGCACAUACACGAUGAUGACAUCAAGUCAGUCAGUGGUGGGCUGUCUCCACCGGUCCAUUCGAGUAUAUGGGAUGGUAUGAUCCAACUGAAUUCUUCUAUCAAGUUUUUCAUGUCCGCCUUCUUUAACAGUGGAGAAAAAAUUCUAGAUAUUGUUUGGCCGGAUACCAUAGAAAUCAAAGGAAGAGUGAAACUGGAGGAUUUUCAAAAAUUUGUCAAGGACCUUCGUCACUCUAAAAACCGGUCAAUAAUGGUAAUUUCCCUGUGCUGUAAAGUUGGAUCCACAAAAGAUGGCGUAGGAGGAAUACAGGAGGUUGCAAAGAGAUUCGAAGUGAACCAAAGAGUUGGCUUUGCAGAGAUCGAAAAUGGUCCAUAUAUUUAUAUAUGUCCCAGAAAUGAGGCCGUAAUAACAAACCUUGGUAAAUAUGGUUUCUGGAAAGGCGUGUCAACAGUUGAUACAAAUCAAGACUCAUUAAUCGGUUUUGUUGUAUGGGACCGAAAUCCACUAGUAAAGACAAGCACGACAGAGUGCAGUAUUGAGAAAGUACAAGCAAUUCAAGGCAGUCAAGUGGAAGCACAAGAUGUGACAGAUGAUUUUCCAUCUCGGUAUGUGCAUGCUGCCAAAAUUGGUAAAGCGGUUUAUCACUCAGAAGCAGAAAUACCUGAUUCACCAUCCGAACUAGCAUCAAAAUUACUUGUGCAGUCGUCUCAGGUCACAUCAUUCAGGGUACCUUCCUUAAUAGCAUCUCCGACAUCACAGGAUUUGCAAAUGUCAUCACAUGACAUUCCCAGCAUACCUUUGGAAACCCUAGAAACUCGGCAACAUGUUCGUCCUAUCACGGACUCUCAUGCUGGAUCUGUGCAAGUGGAGGAACCCAAUUCAUAUUUUCAUGAAGUGAAAAAGUUCACUCUUGCUUCUAAACCUUACAAAACCGGUAUUCAUGGAUUGCCCCUGGAUGCUAUGGGGGAAGCUACCCCAUCUGAUUUAGCUACAGAAAAGAAUCAUAUAAUUGGAGGCUUGUCUGGCAGCAUAACACAACAAAAAUAUGUAUCAAGUGAUGACUCUCCAGAACUGCAGCAGUGUCCAUCAUUGUUGAAUCUCCAUUCUUCUCAUACACCUGAUGAUGAAGAGGACCUGCCAGAAUUUUUCUUUUCUCCUCCCUAUGGACAUGACAUAAAACCUAAUGUCCAUUCACUCAACAACGAUAUUGGAGGGACUGGACAGUUCCAGCAACCAUCGGAUUCAUUCUUUCAAGCUCGUGAGAAAAUUGGGGCCCAAGGAACUUCUGCAUAUAUUGGCUCAAGCAAAAUAACAAACCCAAUAUCUCAUUACGGUAUGGAAAGAGAUUGCUUUAGGGAGAAUACUGGCUUUGGUGAUGGAUACAGGAUGAUGUGGCAGUCCUCAGAGUUUUGUCAUGAAAAACUGCUUAAAAAUGGUCCAACUGGUUUGAGCCCGCCAGGAGAUGAAGGCUUAUUUUUCCGUCGUAGCCCUCAUGUAGAAGCAGUGCGAGGCUUAUUCCCUCGGCAUCCACCUCUGAUACCAGCAGAUCAAGGCUUAUUUGAUGGGCAUCGUCCUCCUCCACUGUCAGAUCAAGGAUUAUACCCUCUGUAUCCUCCUCAUGUACCAGCAGAUCAACAACUAUAUCGUCGGCAUCCUCCUCUGGUACCAGCAGAGCAAGGCUCAUAUCCACCACAUCCUCCUGAUCUACCAGAUCAAGGCUUCUAUCCUUGGCAUCCUCCUCCUAUACCAGCAGAUCAAGGCUUCUUUCAUUGGCACCAUCCCCGUGUACCAGGAGAUCAUGGCUUCAUUCCUCAUUGUCCUCCGAGUUUUGCACCAGGAUAUUAUGGAAACAACAAUGUCACUUCUCCUGGCCAGCAACAUUGGAUGUUUGGCCAACGACCUCAGACCAGCAAUGCUUCUGGAAGUUCACAACACAUGAGGCCGCCUAGAGGCUUUGCUCCUUGGCGCCCCAUGUCUCAUCCAAGGCCUGGGAACAAUCACCAUGGUUUUGAAAGAUCAGACGGCUUCUCUGGCUCUAGAACACGUCAUUACUCUGGACGUGAAAAUGGAUCAGGCAGCAGGCCCUCCAGCUCCUCACUUCAUUGGUGAAAUCAGUCUUGUCACAAGGAACAUUCUGAAUAAUUCGUCUUAGAUUGAUAAUCUUCAGCAUUACAUGCUAGACACCGAGACAUGGAUUCUAGUUUCUCUUUAAUUUCAUUUUGGAAUAGUUCCUCCCAGUUUCUCCAGAGCAGAAUUUAUGUGCUUGAUAUAUUAGAUUCAUUCUCCUGA